GCAGCUGGGCUGUGCUCAUGGCUUUUGCUUUCCUCGGCAGAGAACUUCCGUGCGUUGAGCACCGGUGAGAAGGGAUUUGGCUACAAGGGCUCCUGCUUCCACCGGAUCAUCCCUGGCUUCAUGUGUCAGGGUGGUGACUUUACGCGCCACAAUGGCACUGGUGGCAAAUCCAUUUAUGGGGAGAAGUUUGCCGAUGAGAAUUUCAUCCUGAAGCACACAGGGCCUGGCAUCCUGUCCAUGGCCAACGCUGGCCCCAACACGAACGGCUCCCAGUUCUUCAUCUGCACUGCCAAGACCGAGUGGUUGGACGGCAAGCACGUUGUCUUUGGCCGUGUCAAGGAGGGGAUGAACGUGGUGGAGGCCAUGGAGCGCUGCGGCUCCAAGGAUGGCAAGACGAGCAAGCAGAUCACCAUUUCCAACUGCGGGCAGCUCUCAUAAACCUGCGUUUCAACGCCUGACAUUCCACUGCAGCUCGGGCAGCUCGCCUGGCGCAGCCCCCCCCUCCCCUCCUUCGUGCUCCUGACUUACUGCUGCGUUUCUACUGGGUCUCGCCGCAUGUGCACAGUCCGACCGGACUGCAGAGUUACGUUUAUGAGUCUAAAUAAAACGAGUUAAACCAC
Messenger RNA from Centrocercus urophasianus (Greater sage-grouse), 620 nucleotides. It is a transcript of the gene PPIA, whose product is annotated as peptidylprolyl isomerase A. The record is from RefSeq and is a predicted model, not a curated record. The transcript has 3 exons. Lineage: Eukaryota; Metazoa; Chordata; Aves; Galliformes; Phasianidae. The annotation marks the transcript as partial. Gene Ontology annotation, molecular function: peptidyl-prolyl cis-trans isomerase activity. Gene Ontology annotation, biological process: protein folding; protein peptidyl-prolyl isomerization.